AUGUUGGAGGUGCUGUUCAAGUCGACGGGGAGUAUUAUAGAAAUAUAUACUACGUCAAAGAGACAGGAAGAAGAGAGGUCGAAAAACAGAACGACGUACGCCUUAAUAGUUCAGAACGAGGGAAAAACGUAUGAGGAAACAGUAAUGAGGAUAAAGAUGCAAAUGCAGGGAAGGAAAGAAAUGGAAAUUAUCGAGGGUGUAAGACAAACGAGAGAUGGACGUGUGUUAAUCAUGACAAAGAAAGAUGAAAAAGGAACAAAUGCGAUACAGAAGAUUUUAAGAGAACAGGAGGGACAUAAAAUAACAGUUAGAGGUAUGAGGGGAAAGGAGGCGAAAACGAUAAAUAUAAAAGGGAUGACGUUAGCCGCCGAAAUAAAAGAUGUAGAAGAAGCCAUUAGAAACACGGUGGGCCAAGAAAUAGAGUUUAAGACCAGUAAUUUGAGACCAUACGCUAGAUACAUGAAGGCGAUAACAGUUGAGAUGGAAAAGGCAGCAGCAGACCAAAUGCUGAAUGAGAAGAAAGUACGGGUAGGACUGACCAUGUGCCAGGUGGAAGAGAGGAAGGGGUUAAAGAAAUGCUCUAGAUGCUGGUCACCAACACACUUAGCUAGGGAUUGUUGUCGAGAAGAUAGGAGUACGUGGUGUUUUAAUUGUGGGGGUCAAGACCAUAAAGCGAAGGACUGCAAGAGCGAACCACGAUGUCCAGACUGCAAAAGGGUAGGACACAGAGCAAGUACAAAUGUGUGCCCAGAAUACAGAAACAAGAUGAAAGAGGGAAAGGAAGAAACGCUUGAGGAAUGCCCGACGAAUGAGAGAGAUGAGAGGAAGGAGGAAGAAAGCGAAGAAAAAAAGCGAGAAAACGAAAAGGAUCAGCCCAAGGAGGGGGAAGAGGAUGAGAUUAAGUUCACAGAGGUAACUAGAAAAAAGAAGCAAGCGAGGAAAGACGAAAAGAAAGGCAGACAAAGCCCCACAGAGCCCUGCUCCGCGGAGAAGUCGCCUAGAUGUCAGGAUUCAAAGUAA
Messenger RNA from Onthophagus taurus, 1020 nucleotides. NCBI's taxonomy places the organism in Eukaryota, Metazoa, Arthropoda, Insecta, Coleoptera, Scarabaeidae. The record is from RefSeq and is a predicted model, not a curated record.